AAGCUCUCAGCAUCAUCUCUUUGUUUACAAAACAUACGCAGGCGCUACAUUGAUGUUUACCUUCGUUUUGGUACAAAUUUUGGGAUGCAGAGAGCAGAGAAUUUUAUAUCAGAUGAAUUCUCCGCCUUGCUAUUUCCGAUUUUUAGUACAUUAUUUUCGACUUCGAUAAUAUUCUUUCGGGCGUGGACCCUUUAGAACAUUUUGUGCAAAUCGUGAACUUUGUUAUCGAACGUUUACCAAUAAAAUGGAAACUAAUUUAAACAGAAGACGGCGUAAUUUUCGAAACCAUGUCUGAGUGUAUCAAUUAAACUGAAAAUAAAAGGAAUUAAAUUGGAAAAGCCUCAGCAAUAUUCGAAGGAAAGUGAUUGUCAAUGGAUUUAUUAUUAUUGGCUUGAUGGUUCAGCAAUAAUAGUUGGAAAAUUUUUACGUUUCGUUUCGAUUAUUUUUGGUCUUCCGUUUUUCUCAACGCUAAGUCGCAACUCGAUCUUCUUGUGGCGAAUUCCUUUGCCGAAUGUGGCGGGUUUCAACGAGAUUUUUUUCGUAUUAAAAUUGGAAUUGAAGUUUUGGUUAAUUCUGAAAAGAUUUGAUGAGAUGAAGAACGAACAAAAUUAACUAUGCCACGUAUGAACCUCGCGCCAAAUUAAUUAUUAUGAAAACGAAGGUUGUGUGACGACAUAUUCUACACGGCAAUAUACACGUUGAACCACUGUGAAAAACCAAAAACAAAAACUACAAAAUAACACAAUGAAGGACCUCACUCUACUACUUACAAUUCUAAUAUUUCUACCGCAAUCAUUACAACUACGUAAUCAAAGCAACGUUCGGGUUGGAAGCAAAAAGGAGCAUGUGGAAAAGGGAGCGUCCACGACCAAUAACAAUGAAAUUUUUAAUAUCGGCAUCAUAGCGCCACACACCAAUUUCGGGCGUAGAGAAUACCUGCGUGCUAUUAAUUCAGCCAUUGGAACGCUGCAAAAGACGCUAACAAAAGGAAACACGUCCAUGUUCACCACGACAAACACCAAAGUUCAUUUUGAUAUGAUGUCUUUGACACCAAGUCCUACAACUAUUCUGAAUGUUAUGUGCAAGGACUUUCUACAAGCCAAUGUAUCGGCCAUAGUCUAUCUCAUGAAUAACGAGAAGUACGGCCGGAGUACGGCUUCAGCGCAAUAUUUUCUACAAUUGGCUGGAUAUCUGGGGAUUCCAGUAAUAUCGUGGAAUGCUGACAAUUCUGGACUAGAACGGACGGCAUCGCAAUCGACAAUGCAAGUCCAAUUAGCACCCAGCAUUGAGCAUCAGUCAGCUGCGAUGUUGAGUAUUUUGGAGCGCUAUAAGUGGCACCAGUUUUCCAUUGUAACAUCUCAAAUAGCUGGACACGACGAUUUCAUACAAGCCGUACGAGAACGAGUGAACGAUGUGCAAGAACAAUUCAAGUUCACCAUACUGAAUUCGGUGAUUGUGACCAGAUCGAGUGACCUGAUGGAGUUGGUCAAUAGCGAGGCUAGAGUAAUGCUUCUUUAUUGCACGAAAGAGGAAGCCGUUGAUAUACUUGCAUCGGCAGAGGAACUCAAAAUUACAGGCGAAAACUAUGUCUGGGUGGUAACUCAAAGUGUGAUCGAAAAUGCGCAGGCACAUCCGAACUUUCCGAUCGGCAUGUUAGGCGUCCAUUUCGAUACAUCGAGUGGAUCGUUGAUCAACGAAAUAUCGACGGCGUUGAAAGUGUAUGCGAUGGGAGUGCAAAGCUUCCAAAAUGAACCGACCAAUGUCAAUCGCAGUCUGAACACACAGCAGUUGUCGUGCGAGGAGGAGGGCAAGUCCCGGUGGGAUAACGGUGAAAUAUUCUUCCGUCAUCUGCGGAAUGUAUCUCUUGAAGGCGAUGCUAACAAACCCAAUAUUGAGUUCACUGCUGAUGGAGACCUGAAAUCUACCGAACUGAAAAUAAUGAAUUUGAGGCCCAGUGUCAAUAGUAAAAAUAUUGUUUGGGAAGAGAUCGGUGUAUGGAAAUCGUGGGCCCCACAGAAGUUGGACAUUCGAGACAUAGUGUGGCCGGGAAAUUCGCACGCACCGCCUCAGGGAGUUCCGGAAAAAUUUCAUCUGAAAAUAACAUUUUUAGAGGAAGCACCGUACAUUAAUCUGUCGCCGGCCGAUCCAAUCAGCGGAAAGUGUUUGAUGGAUCGCGGUGUACUGUGUCGCGUGGCUGCCGACCACGACAUGACUGAACACGUCGACGACAGCAUCGAUAUGGGACAAGCGCACAGAAAUGGAUCCUUUUAUCAAUGUUGCAGUGGAUUUUGCAUCGAUCUACUCGAAAAAUUUGCUGAAGAAUUAGGCUUUACGUAUGAGCUCGUCAGAGUGGAGGACGGAAAAUGGGGAACACUUCAAAAUGGCAAAUGGAAUGGAUUGAUUGCGGAACUGGUUAAUCGUCGAACCGACAUGGUCCUGACGUCCCUGAUGAUCAAUGCGGAACGAGAGGCAGUCGUCGAUUUCAGUGAACCGUUUAUGGAAACUGGCAUUGCUAUUGUGGUCACGAAGCGAACGGGUAUCAUCUCACCGACAGCAUUCUUAGAGCCGUUUGACACGGCAUCGUGGAUGUUGGUUGGUAUCGUUGCGAUUCAGGCGGCCACAUUCAUGAUAUUCCUAUUCGAAUGGUUGUCACCGAGUGGCUUUGACAUGAAACUUUCUCUGCAAACAGCAUCUGUCGUUCCCUAUAGAUUCUCACUAUUCCGAACAUAUUGGUUGGUGUGGGCGGUGCUGUUCCAAGCAGCUGUACAUGUUGAUUCGCCAAGAGGAUUUACAGCGCGUUUCAUGACCAAUGUUUGGGCUAUGUUCGCGGUAGUGUUUCUGGCUAUAUACACUGCCAACUUAGCAGCCUUCAUGAUAACACGGGAAGAGUUCCAUGAAUUUACUGGACUCGAUGACCUUAGGCUAACCAAACCGUAUUCGCACAAGCCAACAUAUAAAUUUGGCACGAUCCCGUACAGUCACACAGACUCAACCAUCAUGAAGUACUUUAAGAGCAUGCAUUACUACAUGUCGUCGUUUAACAAAAGUAGUGUUGCUGAGGGCAUCCAAUCGGUAUUGAGUGGCGGCCUCGAUGCCUUCAUUUACGAUGGCACGGUAUUAGACUACCUUGUUGCUCAAGACGAGGACUGUCGACUAUUGACCGUUGGCAGUUGGUAUGCUAUGACGGGUUAUGGUCUCGCAUUUAGUCGAAAUUCCAAGUACGUGAACAUGUUCAACAAACGCCUCUUGGAAUUUCGAGCAAAUGGUGACCUAGAACGUCUACGCCGAUACUGGAUGACUGGAACGUGUCGACCCGGAAAACAAGAACAUAAAUCAUCCGAUCCACUAGCUCUGGAACAAUUCUUGUCAGCAUUCCUACUGCUAAUGGCCGGUAUACUACUCGCCGCUUUGCUACUUCUACUCGAGCACGUCUAUUUCAAGUACUUCCGCAAGCGCUUGGCCAAAUCGGAUCGUGGCGGUUGCUGUGCGUUAAUCAGCUUAUCGAUGGGAAAAUCAUUGACAUUCAGAGGUGCAGUAUACGAGGCGACCGAGAUAAUAAAGCAUCAUCGAUGCAGCGAUCCGAUCUGUGACACCCACCUGUGGAAAGUGAAACACGAAUUGGACAUGGCCCGGCUGCGUAUCAGACAAUUGGAAAAAACUAUGGAUAAUCAUGGCAUCAAACCGCCGCAGAUCAAAUUGGCUUCAGCAUCGGACCUGAUAAGCAAUCACUACAAGGAAAGACCUCCGCUUUUGGGCAAUUUAAGUAUUGGCGGAAGUGCACAAGAUCUGUACCGAUGGUCGUACAAAACAGAAAUCGCCGAAAUGGAAACGGUCUUGUAAGGAAAGGGAUUUGGAGAGGAAAGAAGAAAGAAUUGGAAAAGCUGCUGAUUUUACUCUGCUGCCGUUUUGUUUGUUCACUUGAAACACAUGGACACAUGGAAUUGUCGUCGCCUGCAACACAUCACUAAUUCAUAAAAUUAAUAUUAUUCGAAACAUUUUGUACUCAGUUCGAAGUAAGAGGCUGGCCUAAUAAUCGGAGUAUGUAAUUUGCCGAACGUAAUAGCAGGUUACAUUGGGUGCGGCGAAAGUAAUUCAUUACAUGAGGUAACAAUGUUGUGAUAAAAGCAAACUCUCAAGUGGAUUGUUUGAGCAACAAGCAUCGGUAACUGUCUUUUGGUAGACAGUUUAGAGUACACACAAAUGACCCGGAAUUAAUCCGGCAGGUAAUGGAUGAUUUUCGCAGGGGGUAAACUGCUAAGUAAUGGUCAACUUUCGGAACGGGCAGGUAAAAAAAGAUUUUACUUGUAGCACCCUGUGAAGAUGAAAUUUUUCGCAAGACCAACACCGUUGAAACUUGCGAUAAUUUUCAUUCUCGCAGGGAUUCGCAAGUAAAAUACCUUAUGUCCUUGUUUGGAUAUUGUUAUUUUGCCGCGAGAAAUUAUAGAAACCUACCUCUCGGCAAACUAAAAAUCUGCAAACAAGGACGUAAUGUACUGUAUUCCGAUAUGAUUUUCAAUCCAGUGUUGCCUAUAAUUUGUAAUGGCCUGCAACGUAAGGGAAAGUCCACAGUUAAAAACGGUGACACAGAAAUAUUAUUUUUAGACGAAAACGGUGAAAAGUUCUAUCCGGCAGCGUUUUUGGUUCUUUGAAAUUGGUUGAGAACUUUUUCGUUUAAUUUCAUAGUAAAUCUGAAACUAAAAUUUAAAACAAAAAAUUGUUGAUUGUUAGGCAAUGAUUACAAAAUUGAGUGAUUUUUGGUGCAGUGAAAUUUCAGCAUUAAUUUGCUUCAGCUGGGUUUCAACUGAUCCACACGAAACAAUCCGAACUGUUUCUACGUUUGAAGAUGCUACACGCACUUCCGUGGGAGUGGUAAAAGCGUAAACAAUUAAAUCCAUGAAAAUCGGUGAAAAUCUUUGAAAAUCCAACCAAAAACGGGUAAGAAAAUCCGCUUUAAAUUCUUAGAGGAUUUUCAUUUGGAAAACGAAAUUUACUUUCCGUCUCUGAAGAUAUUGCCCGAAAGCACGUGUAAUUACCUUUCUACUAAUGACACUCCACACGACCAUGUACGUUUCGUGUACCUCGAGGAAUUUCUGUAAGAAAAGUGUAAGGUUUCAGUCUUUUUUCGACUGAUAACGUCAACUGAAUAUAUCUCAAUGUGGAUGAAUUUUGAACCCAAUAAGACCGUAUUUGCCCAGAAGUAAAUGCUUCUUUUACCUUUCUAAUCCCCACACGACCCUGCAGUGCCUAUAUUUGCGAAAAUAUUUUCACGAAUUUUCUCAAAUUUUCGUGAGUUUUCC
Bradysia coprophila is the source of this 5297-nucleotide messenger RNA. It is a transcript of the gene Nmdar2, whose product is annotated as glutamate ionotropic receptor NMDA type subunit 2. NCBI's taxonomy places the organism in Eukaryota, Metazoa, Arthropoda, Insecta, Diptera, Sciaridae. The record is from RefSeq and is a predicted model, not a curated record. Gene Ontology annotation, cellular component: membrane. Gene Ontology annotation, biological process: monoatomic ion transport. Gene Ontology annotation, molecular function: ligand-gated monoatomic ion channel activity; signaling receptor activity.